Molecule: messenger RNA, 3243 nt
Organism: Dermacentor silvarum
Lineage: Eukaryota; Metazoa; Arthropoda; Arachnida; Ixodida; Ixodidae
Product: cell surface glycoprotein 1
Exons: 3
Coding region: 140-1549 (469 amino acids)
Cellular component (GO): extracellular region
Molecular function (GO): chitin binding
Source: RefSeq, a predicted model, not a curated record
CGUGAGGACUCUUUUAUCUGCUGGAUCCUGUACGACGACAGCCCGUUUAUGGCUGCUCUCACCAGGGGUGACAAAUAAGAGCAGAUCCUGCUACAGACCGCGAACCAUCAACACGGGACUUCGGAAGUAAAGAGGAAGCAUGACAAGCGGCGUUUAUACCGCCGUGCUGAUGGCGAUAACCUUGGCCAUCUGCCCAGCAAGUAAUGGCCAGUACUCCUUCGGCUGUCCUUCUGUGGAUGACGUUCAUGACGCAGCCACGAUACUGCCGAAUCCUUUCAACUGCUCUACUUUCUACAUAUGCGCACAGGGUACGCCGCUACUCUUCGUUUGCCCGGGAAAUUUGCAGUUUAACUACGAACUACAAGUAUGCGACUACCCGGAGCGAGCCAACUGCUUCGAAUUCCAGCAGUACCCUGAACCGGCGACAACUAACUUCCCCGUCUUUCAGCCUGAAAUUGAACAUCUCCUUCCAGAGCAAGGACCGCAGUCCGAACAUGAAGCAGUGCCUGAGCAAACUUCCGAGCAAGUGGUGCUCACUCCAGGACCAAAACCAGGACCUUCGCACGAGGGAGUCCAGCCUGAUUCGCAGGGCAUGGUGGUGCCGUCUGAGUCGGUUGAUGAGCCACUGCAAACGCGUUCCGCAGAACAAAUCGAUAAAGACGAUGUUGUGGAGGCAUCCGAGCCGAUUGGUGCACCGAAGCCGCAACCUUCCCAAGAACAAGCUGAACCUGAACGUCAGCAAAAGGAUAACGAAGGGUCUGAUGACACUGAGCGUGAAUUAGAACCUCUUGCUGCGCCAACAGAUGGAGCGCCUGGGUUGGAGCUGCAGCCGGCAGCAAAUCCAACAGAACCGGGAAUCCAGGACACAGUAGUGACGGCUGAGUCAAUCGAUGAGCCAAAUCCAGCACGUUCGCAGAAGCCAACCAAAUCCGACCAUGAAACUGAGCCGCAGCCUUCAAAAGAGCAAGCCGAACCUGAAAGUGAGCGUGACAUAAAUGCUCAUUCUGAACAAGAAUUGGGACCCACUAUAGAACCAACAGACUCCGCACCUGAACAAGAGCCACAGCCAUCAGGAAAUCCCAGGCAGACAGAACAGCAAGAUAUGGUUUUGCCAGCUGAGUCAGCUGAUGAGACGAUACCCGCACGUUCCCAAGAGCCAAAUGAGACUGACCACAGUCCAAAACGUGCGUUAGAAUCGGUUGUGUCAGCACCUGAGUCAGAGGCACAGCCUUCAAGGGAGCAAGCCGUACCUGAACGUGAGCCCGAAGGUAAUGAAGAUGCUACUCAAACUCAGAAUGAACAGGCACCUGCGACUGAACCAAAUGCACCCACAACUGAUUCUGAGCCGCACCAAGCGGAAAAGCCAGCCAAGAGUGAGCACGACACAAAGCCUUCUGUUCAGCAGGUUGAGCUUGCAGGCGAGCAAGAACAAGCGCCUUCCGAAAAAUUGGCCGCUACGACACUUCAACCAGAGCCACAACGCACUGAUGGACAAGCAGUAGCAGAAACAGCGGAGCAAUCAGAUGACUUUCAGCCCAGCAUCAACUGAACCUGGACACGAAGGAGGGCGAGAAUCUACAAAGGCACCGGCACAAACUCAACCACAACAACCAGAUGAAUCAUUUCAAGUUGUGCACGACACGACAGAGGCAACAGCCGAGCAAACUACGCAGCAUGCGCAGGCGUUAGUUGAAGCAGCACCGCAGCCUACUGCAGCAGCCCCGCAGCUUGAGGCAGAAGCCACGGAGGAGCCAGCUGAGCUUGUGCGUGAGCCUUCCGAGAUUGUACAAGAGCAACAACCUUCGCGUGAGCCUGAGCAAAGGGAUCAGGCUACCGAGAUAGCGCAGCCUCGACAUGAACCACCACAAUCUGUUUACGAAUCGACAGAAAAGUCAGUAGAGCCAGACACCACAGAAGAAGCAAAACUUGCACCUCAGUCAGAACAGCCUGCUCCUGAGCCAGAACAAAUAGCCACAAAACAGUCGAUUGAGCCCGAGGCUAAGCAAAGCGAAACUGAAACACAGCUGCCACCUACGCAACAACCUCUGUCAGGUCUAGAUGAAGCUUCACCUAAUUCAGAUGGUAUUGGUACCGACAUGAAACAAGAGAUUACUAAAGAGAAGGUACAAUCGUCUGCAGAGCUCGACCAGCCUGAAGAACAGGCUACUCCUAAAUCAGCCGAGGCCCAGCCACAGCGUACAGAAGUAACUCAGGAACUACAACCAGCACCUGAAGCCGAAGUACCUGAACCAGAAGCAACAGACGGCACGGCUGAGCACUCGCCUUCAGCCAGUGAGGCUUCACUAGAAGUUGGGUCAGAACCCCCAGCAGGACACUCUGACACACUUGAAACAAUCGAUGAGAUCAAGACAGUCCAGACGGAGAAAUCGAUAGGCAUAGAACCUGUAGUAGCUGCCUCCGAUACGGAGGCUGAUGUUGAGUCUACGAGAUCAGCUGAAACCAAGCUUCCAGUUUUAGAAAAGGCUCCUGAGCCGCUUGAACCCAAAGCCGAUACAACUGAACAAAAUCCCGAUUCUGCGCUUAGCCAGCAGCACGACGAAAGUACCAGUGAACCAAAUGCCCCGAAUCAAGAUACAAUACUUCAGCCAAGCGGAGGGGCAGUUGAAGCACCUGAGACUGCACCAUUUGAGCCGGCCGCUACCGACGCAGCGCAAGCAGUUCCUAACGUCGCCGAACCUACGCUUGAGCCUGAGGGCUCCGCCGGUAUUUCGGUGGCUGAAGGGGAAUCAAAAGCUGACGAUGCAUAUGAGGAGACGGAACAGCCUGCAGUGCUCGAUGACGUCGACGCAUCGUAUAAAGAAGAAGGAACACGAAGCGACGCCGUUGAGAUUGACUACUACGCGUGAAUGCAGAGGCGCAGCGCUGUUGAUACGAAAGUAAGAAAGAAGAAACAACUUAGAUUGCGUUUCUUCUACCCUUUCUCUACUUUUCUGAUUCCGAUCGUAUUUAUUUGUACCAGAAAUGUGGUAAAGCCGAAAUAUUUUCAGUUCUAUUGGCUUUAGUCGCAGCAUGUUCAUGCGUGUUUUGGCGGCGUAGCAGGGCAGAUUUCAAUACAAAACAAAUUAUAGACCCUACGAAAUGCUUAGGGAAGCAUAAUAUCAUGACAUCGAAAUAGUCCAAGCUUCGCAGCAGUGCUUAUUGGAUUAUUGAAAAAAUCGAUAGCUCAGGGGCUUCGAGCAUUGUUUGAAGAAAUGCAACAAAUUCUGUAUUGUUCUUUUCAGA